Messenger RNA from Strongylus vulgaris, 258 nucleotides. The record is from the annotation of a GenBank genome assembly. Lineage: Eukaryota; Metazoa; Nematoda; Chromadorea; Rhabditida; Strongylidae.
AUGCAUUUCGUCGACCACCCCUUGGCUCAAUUAAAGCUGUUCCUCAAGUAUGCAUUUCGACGACCACCCCUUGGCUCAAUUAAAGCUGUUCCUCAAGUUGGUGACAGAUCUGUAGACAUGACUACCGUAUCCGACUGGAUUGAAUCGAAACUUCGUCUCCUUAUUGAAAAGAACUUGGUAUGCCCAAACAUGGAUGACAUCAUACUUCCUGUCAUGUCUGGUAAUGAUCUUCUGCGCAAAGGUGCUUACAACCAGUGA